CAAACACGCACUUAAGGAAGAUAUCCAGCGAAAAUUUCCCCACAAAAAAACGGAAAAUAUUCAGCAGAAGCAAAAAGAGGCUCCUUUUCUGGGUUUUUGAAGGAAACAGGGGGCCCUGGGACUCGCGGACAAAUCAGCCAGGCCACGGUGAUACCCUCGCUGCUCCGAUCCGUGAAGGCAAAUAAGGUCCGGACCGAAGCCCUCCGGAGUUCGGAGAAGUCGAAUCAGCAGCGGCACGACGCGCCAUGGUUUCUUUCAGGAUAACUUUGAUAUUUCUGGCUUAAUAGGCGAUCGAAUUUGAUUCGGAUGACCCAGAGCUAGCAACCAUUAGGCAAAGAAGAAUGCAGGAGUUAAUGGCACAACAUGGCAUUGGAAAUCAACAGAAUGCAGAUCAGCAGAAAGCACAGGAAGAUGCCAAAAGGGAAGCAGAGGAACGAAGGCAACUUAUGCUUAGUCAGAUUUUGUCUGCCCAAGCAAGAGAAAGACGAUGAUGAUGAUGAUGGUGGCGGUGAUUUCAUGUUAACAGUUGCUCGAAUUGCUUUGGUUAAACCUGAAAAGGCAAGAGGUGUUGAGGAUGUUCUCCUACGAGCUGCUCAAAUGGGACAGAUGACUGAAAAGGUAUCUGAAGAGAGGCUCAUAUCACUUCUGGAGCAGAUCAACGUCCAAACAAGCAAACAGACCAAAGUGACAAUUCAGAGGCGUCGCAGUGUUCUUGAAGAUGAUGACUAACGGGCAUGGAUGGUUUUUGAACAUUGCAAUAAACAUAUGGCCUUAAAUCCUUGGAUUAUUUAUACUAUAGUUGAUAGCUUAACGAGUGAUUGAAUUAUUUCAAAUAGGCAAACAUUAAGAGUGUAAACUUGUGUGGAGGAUGGGAUUUUUCUUUGUAUGUUGUUAAUUUGUUGUUUCUCUGUUUACUUGUUAUGGCAUUACUUUGUGCUUAAUCAGUGAUGUGCAUUGGAUUAGCUGUGGACUUGGAUAUCA
This is a messenger RNA of Phoenix dactylifera (date palm), 981 nucleotides long. NCBI's taxonomy places the organism in Eukaryota, Viridiplantae, Streptophyta, Magnoliopsida, Arecales, Arecaceae. The record is from RefSeq and is a predicted model, not a curated record.